Messenger RNA from Diospyros lotus (date-plum), 861 nucleotides. RefSeq names its product expansin-A9-like. The transcript has 3 exons. The record is from RefSeq and is a predicted model, not a curated record. Gene Ontology annotation, biological process: plant-type cell wall organization. The coding region runs from base 1 to 861 and encodes 286 amino acids. Lineage: Eukaryota; Viridiplantae; Streptophyta; Magnoliopsida; Ericales; Ebenaceae. Gene Ontology annotation, cellular component: extracellular region.
AUGGAAUCGUUGCCUGAUCUGAUCAAAUCCCUUUUGAUAUCAACCUUGCUGCUGCUGCUGCUGCUUCCUGUUCUUGUGAUGCCUCAUGAUCAUGCGGAAAACAACGUUAACCCCAUGUGGAAAGGCCAUAGGUCCUCGGCGCUGGUCCAUGAGCACCACAAGCCCCACUUUGCGCCUGGCCCCUGGAAGGAAGCCCAUGCCACCUUCUACGGCGGAUCCGAUGGCUCCGAAACAACCGAGGGUGCAUGCGGGUACGAGGUUGUGAAGCACGGAUACGGGUUAGAGACGGCGGCAUUGAGCCAAGUUCUGUUCAAAGAAGGGGAAACCUGCGGAGCAUGCUACGAGAUAAAAUGCGUCAACAGCGAGCAAUGGUGUAAGCCCGGGCAGCCGUCUCUGAUCGUCACGGCAACCAACGUUUGCCCGCCGAAUUUCAACCUUCCAAGCGACAAUGGCGGCUGGUGCAAUCCUCCUCGCGAGCACUUCGAUCUUCCCCAACCUGCUUUUCUCAAGAUUGCAGAGCACAAGGGUGGCAUUGUUCCCAUCCACUACCGAAGGGUUUCAUGCAACAAGCAAGGAGGGAUAAAGUUCACGGUGGAAGGGAACCCUUACUUCGUAACAGUGAUGGUGACGAACGUGGGUGGCGCCGGCGACGUCACCCACCUGCAGGUGAAGGGCGACGAGGGGCAGUGGACCGAUAUGAAGCGCGAUUGGGGCCAGAAAUGGCAGACCAACGCCAGUUUAGUCGGCCAGACUUUGAGCUUCCGAGUCCAAACCAGCGACGGCAUGACCUCUACUUCAUGGAAUAUCGCUCCAAAGAACUGGCAGUUCGGGCAGACCUUCGAAGGCAAGAAUUUCCACUAG